ACCUCACUAAACAUAUCCCUUCUAUAAGUAUACUGUGAAUCAGUCCUGACUGGUAAAUAUAAUGCUAUAUGACCAGUAGUGUAUUAAAUUCCUUAAAUACUAUUAUUUAUAAUAAUUAUAAUAAUGAUUAUAAUACUAAUACUACUACUACUACUAAUAAUAAUUAAUAUUAUAACGAAAAUAAUAAUAAUAAUAAUAAUAAAAACAAUCAUCAUCAUCAUCAUCAUCAUCAUCAUCAUCAUCGUCAUCAUCAUCAUCAACAACAUUCAUCAUUAAAUAAUAAUAAUAAUAAUAAUAAUAAUAAUAAUAAUAAUAAUAAUAAUAAUAAUAAUAAUAAUAAUUGUUGUUGUUUAAUCGGUCAAGGAAAGUACUUUUUUAAAUUAUAAUUGGAGUUAAAACGUCGUGAACCGCGAACAGAGUAAAACUGAAGUAAGCCUGGCAUACACUGUGUGCCAAUAGAUGUGGGUAUGAAUUAAAGGUAAAUCCAGCCUAAUCUUCUUACAAUCAGAUUAACGCGACAAUUUUUAUAACCAGCCUUCAAUCGAUUUUACCUAUUGUUUUUGUAAUUAAAAUGUGUGAGUAUUGCCAGUAUCACUGAAAUAAAUAAAACUAAAUGUAAAAGGGAUACACAUACAAAAUAUAUAUCACCUACCCCUGGAUGGACUAAUGAAUGAAUCAAUCAACAACUAUCCAUAGUCAACUAUGGCGAAUAUAACAGCCAACAACGAUGACCAGCCAUGGUACAAGGAUCUUGCCGACCCGGAGCUAGGCGUGGUGGGUGGCCUAUCUAACGCCGCGUUUUUCGGUGGCAUCAUCGGAGGCUUGGUGCUCAUUGUCGCCAUCGGUGGACUCAUCUACCACUGCAAACGGAAGAAGGAGCUCGAGGAGGAGGUGAGGAAGGCGGAGCAGGAAAAGGCGAGGGCCAACAACAAGGUGGCGCCCACGGGUGACCUGUAUGAGGAGAUGGAGGACGAGAUCGCCAAGCACGAGGCACAGAAGAAGAAACUCUCCAAAUACCUCGCCUUUCUGUUGCAAAAGGACGGGGCGGGCCUCGCCGCCGCCAACCAGAGACGCGCAGCAGCCCAGCGGGCCGCGGCGAAUAAAGGCUGGUUUUGAGAUGACGCGGGAUUGUUUGAUACAGCAUUUUGCGUGGCUCAUAAUUUGUUUUGAUAAUUUAUGAAAGUAAAAACACUGAAUAUUGCAUUUGUUGUUUGACGUACGUGUGUGACAUUUGAGGUGGCGCCAACAGGUGACCGGUAUGGGGAGAUGGAGGACGAGAUCGCAAGAGGCACAGAUGAAAUAACUCUCCAAAUACUCGCUGUUAAAGAAGGAAAAAUCAAAUCAAAUUUUAUUUUCAGUCUGUAUGACAUAAUAGAGAAACAUUAGCUAUGAAGAGCUAUUGACCAACGGGCAAUCCAAAUUUAAAGUGACAUUCUACUUCAAAAUCAAUGCAAAUAUAUGUAUUACAAACAUAAAUUUUGAGUGAUAAACCUUUAACUACUUACUUAAUAAUGCAUUUGUGGAAAAUAUUAAUUACAGAUAACAAGAUUGUAAACAUGUACUUAAUAGCUGAAAACGCAAAACUAUUAAAUGAUUGGUGAAUGCUUAAAGAUUUACUGUGAUGUACUAUCGUCGAAUAAGAUAGAAACACCGUGUUUUCUUCACCUUUCUUUCAAAUUAAACUAUGUAUCCUUCAUAAGAACAAUUGUUUUGGACUUUUAUUUAUCCUUGUCAGUAUAUUAAAACAAUUGUAUUACUUGUGGUAAAUCUUAUUUGGGAAUAAGAGUGCAUCCUUUAAUUUUAUAUGGAAUUUUACUAGAGUUUCAUAGUUUUGAUCUUAUUCACAGUUUUUUAAGUUUUAAAAUUAUAUUUUCAUUUUUUUUAAAUAAUAUUUGGCAUUGUUGAAUCAAUCUUCAAAUAUGUACAUAUGCUCCUUACACAGACAUAUGAAUAUAAUUUCCAUUUCAUGGCUUUGUGAUAACAUGUUCAUUGCUUUCAUUUCUAUGGGUUCUUAUAUUGUGUUACAAUUCUUUCAGUCUUGUUUUGUUACCAGAAUAAACCAAAAACAUGCA
Messenger RNA from Mya arenaria, 2072 nucleotides. RefSeq lists its product as uncharacterized. NCBI's taxonomy places the organism in Eukaryota, Metazoa, Mollusca, Bivalvia, Myida, Myidae. The record is from RefSeq and is a predicted model, not a curated record. The transcript is spliced from 4 exons. The coding region runs from base 703 to 1116 and encodes 137 amino acids.